UGUAGUUGUACACGUCAAGAUUAUAACAUUGCGAUUUAUUUUUCAAGUAUAAGAAAUAGCAUAUACGUAAACAUGAAGAACCGAUUUAAUUCGUACGAUAUUGUUUGCUCUAUAAGUGAGCUUCAAAAGCUCAUUGGUAUGCGUGUUAAUCAAAUAUACGACAUUAAUCACCGUACUUAUCUUAUACGUCUUCAACGAAACGAAGAAAAAUGUAUUCUUUUACUAGAAUCUGGUAAUAGAAUUCACACAACAGCAUUUGAAUGGCCAAAAAAUGUAGCACCAUCAGGAUUUUCUAUGAAGAUGCGUAAACAUCUGAAGAAUAAACGACUUGAAAGUCUUACUCAAAUAGGUGUAGAUCGAAUAAUAGAUUUAAAAUUUGGAAGUGAAGAGGCAGCUUAUCAUAUAAUUCUAGAGUUAUAUGAUCGUGGUAAUCUAGUUCUUACAGAUCACAAAAUGACUAUUUUAAACAUUUUGAGACCUUAUACAGAGGGAGAUAAAAUUAGGUUUGGUAUUGAAGAUCAAUAUCCUACAGAUCGUGCUCAUAAAAACACAACACCACCUAUAGAAGAAAUUCAGCAACAUCUUGAGAAGGCUAAAGAAGGAGAGAAUCUUAAAAAUGUCCUAAAUCCACUUUUAGAAUUUGGCUCUAGCGUAAUCACUCACGUUUUAUUAAAAUAUGGUUUUCCUCCUGGUUGUAGGAUUGGGAAAGAUUUUAAUGUUGCAGAACACAUGCCAAAGUUAAUUUUAGCAUUAGAAUGCGCGAACGAAAUGAUAGAAUCUGCCAAAAGAAAUGUUUCUCAGGGAUAUAUUAUACUAAAGAAAGAAAUAAAACCGACUCCAGAUGGCGAAGAUGAAAUUAUAUAUACCAAUAUCGAAUUUCAUCCUUUGUUAUUUGAACAACAACAAAACUGUCCCUAUAAAGAAUUUGCUUCUUUCGAUGCUGCGGUGGAUGAAUAUUUUUCCACAAUGGAAGGCCAGAAGUUAGAUUUAAAAGUUUUGCAACAUGAACGCGAUGCUGUCAAGAAAUUGAAAAAUGUAAAGAAAGAUCACGAUCAGAGACUAAUGACACUGGAGAAAACUCAAGAGUUGGAUAAACAGAAAGCAGAAUUAAUCUCCAGAAAUCAAGUUUUAGUGGAUAAUGCUAUAUUAGCUAUACAAAGUGCUCUUGCGAAUCAAAUGGCUUGGCCGGAUAUAAAAGUUCUAUUAAAAGAGGCAGAUAGUAGGGGAGAUCCUGUUGCAUCUGCGAUUAAACAGUUAAAAUUGGAAACAAAUCACGUUUCAUUAUUGUUGCACGAUCCUUACGUGGAAAGCGACGAGGAAUCGGAAUUGAAACCUAUGUUAAUCGAUAUCGAUUUAGCCCACACGGCCUUCGCAAAUGCUAGAAUGUAUUACGAUCAAAAAAGAUCAGCAGCUAAAAAGCAGCAGAAAACAUUAGAGUCCCAAGAUAAAGCCUUAAAAUCCGCAGAGAAAAAGACAAAGCAAGCAUUAAAAGAAGUACAAUCCAUUCACACUAUUAACAAAUUGAGGAAAAUAUAUUGGUUCGAAAAAUUUUAUUGGUUUAUUAGCUCCGAAAAUUAUCUAGUAAUUGGUGGAAAAGACCAACAGCAGAACGAAUUAAUUGUAAAAAGGUGUCUUAAAUCUGGAGAUAUAUACGUUCACGCGGAUUUACCUGGCGCUAGUUCAAUAGUUAUUAAAAAUCCUGGUGGCAAUCCUGUGCCUCCAAAAACUUUAGCUGAAGCUGGCACAAUGGCUGUUGCCUAUAGUAUUGCGUGGGAAGCUAAGGUGGUUACAGGAGCGUGGUGGGUAAAUAAUGAUCAGGUGUCCAAAACUGCUCCAACUGGUGAAUAUCUUACUACUGGAUCGUUCAUGAUUCGCGGGAAAAAGAAUUAUUUGCCGUCGUGUCAAUUAAUUAUGGGACUAGGAUUUCUAUUUCGCUUAGAAGAAAGUUCGAUUGAAAGACACAAAGAUGAGAGGAGGGUUCGAGUUGUAGACGACGAAAGUGAACACGUAGAAUCGAUAAUCGAAGAAGAUCGAGAAAUCGAAUUAAUAGAGGAUUCUGAAGAAGGUGAAAUAUCAAACAUAAAAAUGUAUAAAAUAAGUAAUAAAUUGACCUCGACUAAUUCGGAUUUUAAAUCAAAUAGACGAACAGCCAGGAAAACGGAUUAUUUAGAUCCUGUUGAAGAAGAAUCCAAAGAAGACUUAAUCGAAGAUGCUGACGACGAAGACGAUACGGUAAUAUUAAAACCUGCGGCAAAGGAAAAAAGUUCGAAAAAUACGCAGAAACAACCUUAUAAAAAAGAAAGUGAAAAGACUGAAGUAGAAACUAAAAAAAAUGGUCAAGCAGUAUUAAAACGGGGACAGAAGGGAAAAUUGAAGAAAAUGAAAGAAAAAUAUAAAGACCAAGAUGAGGAAGACAGAAAACUAUCUAUGCAGAUUCUUCAAUCAGCAGGUGUUGCGAAAGAAGAUAAACGUAAAAGUAAAAAUAGAGAUCCAUCAGGGCCAAAACAACAAGGAAAGAAAAAGAAUAUAACGAAACCAACUCGGCCGCAAAAUAUUCAAGCUGCGGACAAUAUUGACGAGGAAGACACGGGCCCGGGGCCUGAAGUAGACAUGCUGAAUCAGUUAACAGGAAAACCUGCCACAGAAGACGAAUUGUUGUUCGCCGUACCGGUAGUGGCGCCGUAUAAUGCAAUAUUAAAUUACAAAUUCAAGGUAAAAUUAACACCGGGAAUAUGUAAGAGAGGUAAGGCAGCGAAAACUGCUCUAGCGGUAUUUAUGAAAGAUAAAGAAACUACUUUGCGAGAAAAGGACUUGUUGAAAGCUGUUAAAGAUGAAUCAGUAGCUAGGAAUAUUCCUGGAAAAGUUAAAAUAAGCGCUCCGCAAAUACAAAAACUGAAGAAGUAAGUAUUUCUAGUAUGUAUAAUAUUUAACAAUAUUUUAACACAGAAUGUAUAUAGAGAAGAUUUAAAUCCGAUUUAUAUUAUGGAUAAGUAAUUGUAUUUGCUAAGGAGUGCGCAAGGUAUACAUGAAAAUAUUAUAAGAUCUAUAUAAUUUUUAAACAUCGUUAAUAAAUGUCUAUUAUGUAUUUGUAUGUAUAUAUAAUGUUGUAC
This is a messenger RNA of Colletes gigas, 3110 nucleotides long. It is a transcript of the gene Clbn, whose product is annotated as nuclear export mediator factor NEMF homolog. The record is from RefSeq and is a predicted model, not a curated record. Gene Ontology annotation, cellular component: RQC complex. Gene Ontology annotation, biological process: rescue of stalled cytosolic ribosome; ribosome-associated ubiquitin-dependent protein catabolic process. Gene Ontology annotation, molecular function: ribosomal large subunit binding; tRNA binding. Lineage: Eukaryota; Metazoa; Arthropoda; Insecta; Hymenoptera; Colletidae.